AAGUUAGGUAAGCGAGCAUCAUUAGGUGAGUUGAGAACGAAAGUUAGUUUCCUCUUAGAUUUCUCCAUUGUGACACGUGAGAUGGGAAAGAGCGAACUGGCGCGAUUUUGAAACUUGUUUGAUUGCUGGAGCUACACGGCAGCAUACAGGAAGAUUUCUUUUGUGUAAAGAGAACUUUCAUUCCGACCGCUUUUAUUAGAAGAAAUCGUCUGCUUUGCAUUUAAUCAAAAUUGGUUGUCUGUGUUCGUGAUGUGUUAAUGUUUGGAGUGCCCUAAUCUCAGGAAGUUUUGUUGACAAAUAAAACAUAUACAUCAGACAUUCUUCGAUUUUUAUCGCCAAAGAACCUCAUCAAAAUGAAGGGGUUUUAUAAUAUCAAAGAGCGGAAGAUGGCUGAUGAAAGUACUCAGCUUAAUCCAGUAUCUAGUCUUCUUGGGUACAAAUCACUAGACGAAAACAGUCAAUAUGGAACAAAAGAACAGCAUGUUAAUGAAGCAUAUGAAGAUGGUGAAAUACCAUAUGUUCCUAGAAUAAAUGAGUCAUCUGUUUCAAACCGCCUAGAAGUACCAAAUAUUAGGAUUAAUGAUCAACAUGACAGAAGUGCAUAUAUUGAAAGUUAUUUGUCACCUCCAGCUACUCCUUACAUUGAAAUAAAUCUGAAAGAAUCUGGUUUGCCAUUUAUGGAUAACAAAUUUAAUAACAGUAAGAGCUUAAAGAAUGGAAAUUCAAAUGGGUUGCCACCUGACAAAAAGGGUUCUGAAAAGAAGAAAGAAAAAGAUGAAGAUGAUCCCUUUAAAGAUACAAUUCCAUCAGUCUCAUUUAUUUCACUUUUUAGGUAUUCAAGUAAUGUUGAUAAAGUUCUCAUGAUUAUUGCAUGCAUUAUUGCCAUCACUUCUGGUGCUGCAAUGCCAACUAUCAUGGUCCUCUUUGGAGGUAUUCUUGAUAAUUUUGUUGAUCAUCAUAGGAUACAUCAUAAUCUCUCAGCUCUUAGCCUCCCACAAUCUGAUGGAAAUGAUACAUCAAGUUUUUCCAAUGAAGCCUUUCUGCAGGAUGUUGCAAAUCUAUGCUUAUACAUAUGCAUUAUAGGAUGCAUAGUUUUUUGCUUCAACUAUAUAAUGGUAAGUUUCUUCAGUAUGGCUGCUGCCAAUCAAGCCUUCAAAAUAAGAUGCAUGUUCAUGAAAUCCGUCCUGAGACAAGAUAUUGGUUGGUUUGAUACAAAUCAGACUGGUGACUUUGCAAGUCGUUUAACUGGAGAUUUAUCUAGAAUUCAAGAUGGAAUUGGAGAAAAAGUUGCCAUGUGCAUCAGUUUCAUUUCAGCAACUGUGCUCUGCAUAUGUACUGCUCUAUUUUAUGGUUGGAAAUUGACACUGGUGUGCUUGUGUAUUAUGCCAAUACUAUCAAUUGCUAUGGGUGUUAUAUCAAAGAUUCAAGCCGCUGUAUCUGGUGAAGAACUUCAGGCCUAUGGUGCUGCUGGUGCAGUUGCAGAAGAAGUUUUAUCAUCUAUUCGUACUGUAGUCUCUUUUGGAGGAGAAGAAAAAGAAAUUGAAAGGUAUAACCAGCGCUUAAUUCCUGCCAGUAAGAAAGGUGUUCGAAGAGGUUUGUUGACAAGCAUUGGUGCAGCACUGAUAUGGUUUUGUAUUUAUGCUGGAUAUGCUUUAGCUUUCUGGUAUGGUGUAAAAUUGAUUGUAGAAGGAAGAGAUCAAGAAGUGCCAGAAUAUAAACCAAGUACCCUUAUUAUUGUAUUUUUCAAUGUUAUGCUGGGAGCUAUGGGUAUUGGUCAAACAGCCCCAUAUUUUGAAGCAUUUGCACUUGCUCGAGGUGCGGCUGGAAAGGUUUUCUCCAUAAUUGAAAGAGUACCACCAAUUGACAGCAGUUCAAAAAGUGGAAAAAUGCCUGAAUCAUUUACAGGAACUAUUGCUCUCAGAGAUGUUCAUUUCAGUUAUCCUGCCCGUCCAGAUGUUCCUAUUUUAAGAGGUGUGACUUUAGAUAUAACUCCAGGUGAAACUGUUGCAUUUGUCGGCCCUAGUGGUUGUGGGAAAAGUACUAUUAUUCAACUGAUCCAAAGAUUUUAUGAUGCAGAUAAAGGCCGUGUCGAGCUUGAUGGGCAUAAUAUAAAAGAUUUAAAUGUUGGAUGGUUACGAGAUCACAUUGGUCUUGUUGGUCAAGAACCUGUAUUGUUCUCCACCACAAUUGCAGAAAAUAUUUGCUUAGGGAAACCUGGUGCAACUCAAGAGGAAGUAGAAACUGCUGCAAAGCUUGCAAAUGUUCAUAGUUUUAUUGAAGCACUGCCAUUAAAAUAUAAUACUCUUGUUGGUGAAAGAGGUACUCAACUGAGUGGUGGUCAAAAGCAAAGAAUUGCUAUUGCCAGAGCUUUGAUUAAAAAUCCCAAAAUAUUACUUUUGGAUGAAGCUACAUCUGCUUUAGACAAUGAAAGUGAAUCAAUUGUGCAGUCAGCUUUAGAUCAAGCUAGUCAAGGUAGGACAACUAUUAUAGUAGCACACCGACUAUCAACUAUUCGAACUGCUGAUAAAAUUAUAGCUUUAUCUGAUGGUAUGGUGCAUGAAACCGGAACUCAUGAAGAGUUAAUGGCUAAACAAGGAAUAUAUUACCAAUUAGUUAUGACUCAGACUAAAGAAACUGAAGAAGACGAUAAUGAAUCUGAUGAUGAUGUGUUCGAUGAAAGUGGACCUGCACUUGAGCGUCAACUAAGUAUUUUAAGUUCAGGAUCCUACAAUUCUGUGUCUUCUCUACCUAGACCUAGAACCAUGUCAGCUAAAAGUACUAGAACUAGAGCAAAUGCUGAAGCUCAGCCCAUAGAUGAAGAAGAUGAAUCAGAAAUUGAACCAUCUAAAGUUCGGUUAUUGAAAAUGUGUGCUCCAGAAUGGCCAUAUUUGUUAGUUGGUGGCAUUGCUUCCAUUAUUAUGGGUCUUUUCACUCCCAUUUAUGGCAUUGUGUUUGGUGAUAUUCUUGGUAUCCUUGCAGAACAGAAUGAAAGAAUUAUAUCUGACAUAUCAUAUUAUUCUCUUGCAUUUGUUGGAAUGGCAAUUUCAGCUUUUAUAGCUUGCUUUUUACAGACAUUUAUGUUUUCUCUUGCUGGUGAAAAAUUGACUUCAAGGUUAAGAAAGAUGGUUUUCACUACAAUAAUUAGUCAGGACAUGUCUUGGUUUGAUGACCCUAAAAAUAGUGUUGGAUCAUUAUGUACCAGGCUUACAUCAGAUGCAUCUAGUGUCCAAGGGGCUACUGGAUCUCGUAUAUCUACUGCUUUACAAGCUCUAUCUACUCUUGUUGCUGCUAUAGUGAUUGGAUUGUGGUAUAACUACAAAAUAGGAAUAGUUGUGUUAUGUUUUAUUCCAUUGGUUUUACUGGCUACUUAUUUUGAAAGUAGAGUUAUAAGUGGGCAUAUGUUGAAUGAAAAGUCAGGAACUGAAACUGCUUCAAAGAUUGCAAUUGAAGCUAUUGAAAGUAUCAGGACUGUUGCAUCAUUGCAUCAAGAAGAAUCAUUUUAUACACAGUUCCGUAGUGCUUUAUAUGAACCUCAUAAGAAAUCCAGGAAAAAUUCUCAGAUCAGAGGUGCUACAUUUGGUUUUGCUCAAAGUAUCCCUUCUUUUGCUUAUUCAACAUCAAUGUACUAUGGUAGUAUUUUAGUUGCAUCUGGAGCUUUAACAUAUCCUGAUCUUUUCAAAGUCAUUGAAGCAGUCAUAUUGGGAACAGCCAUGGUUGGACAAGCUGUAGCUUUUGCUCCAGAUUAUCAAAAAGCAAAAGUGGCUGCUGUUCGAAUUUUUAAACUUCUUGAUAUCAAACCUAAAAUUGAUGCCUUUUCAAAAGCAGGUCGUAUGCUGGAUGAUGUCAAAGGCUAUAUUCGUUUUAAAAAUGUACGAUUUAAUUAUCCAAGCAGACCAAAAGUAAAGAUCUUAAGAGGACUUAAUUUAGAAGUUCAGCCUGGACAAACUGUUGCUCUGGUUGGAAGCAGUGGUUGUGGAAAAAGUACUUGCAUACAAUUAAUAGAAAGAUUUUAUGAUGCUCAGCAAGGAGAUGUAAUGUUGGAUGAUGCCUGUGUGAAAGACAUGAAUGUUGCAAAUCUGCGAUCUCAUAUUGGUCUUGUAUCUCAAGAGCCAGUGUUGUUCAGUUACAGUAUUGCUGAAAAUAUUGCAUAUGGAGAUAACUCAAGACAGGUUGAAAUGGAUGAAAUCAUUGAAGCUGCCAGACAAGCUAACAUUCAUAACUUUAUCAAAAAUUUGCCUCAGGGUUAUGACACUCCCGUGGGUGAUAAAGGUGCACAGUUGAGUGGAGGACAGAAGCAACGAAUCGCAAUUGCACGUGCUUUGUUAAGAAACCCAAAGAUACUUUUGCUGGAUGAAGCCACCUCAGCACUGGAUGCUGAAAGUGAAAAAGUGGUUCAAGAAGCCUUGGAUCAGGCAAGCAGUGGCAGAACAUGUUUGGUUAUAGCUCAUAGAUUAACAACAAUUCAAAAGGCUGACAUGAUUGUUGUAAUUCACCGUGGACAAGUUGUGGAAAAAGGAACUCACCAAGAACUUCUGAACAAGAAAGGACAUUAUUUCAAUUUGCAUAAUGUGCUUGCAAGUUAAGGUUUUGUUUUUGGUAGCUGAAAUUCGAUUUGUAUUAUAAUGUACAAAAAUUUCAUUGAAUAUUUUAAAUCAUGUUUCAUAAAUUUUUUUUUAUUUUGUAUUUGUAAAUAUUUUUCUUAUUUAUGACUUUUAAGUUUUUUUGUGUUAUUUAAUGAAGAAGCCAAAAAAAUGAAAAAUUUAAUGCAGCUUUUAUAAUGAGUGAAGCUGGUCUUUUGAAUGACACACAAUUUAUUUUAAGACCAAUAUUUUUUCCACUCGACCUUAAAAAAAUUUUAAGAAAACAAAUGUCAAUUUCCAGAAGUAUAUUCCCUGAUUUCAGCUAUGGAUAUGAAAAAUUCUUAUCUUCUAUUUUUAUAACAGAGCAAAUUCCUUAGAGGGCUGUUUUCUUUGAGGGAAAAAAGUUAUGAAAAUGUUGAAGAUUUAUUCAACAUGUACUGUUUAGAAUUUCUUGUUUAUUAUGAUAAUUCUUUAAAUCCUUAGAAAAUAUGACAGUUUUAGCUUAGCUUAUCUUUUUCUUUCAGAUUAAUCAUGGUUUGGAAACAAAUAUCUGAAAAGUAAACGAAAGCUUUUGUAAAAUAUUGACUAUUGAUAUAAGAAAAGAUGAAAUCAUUUAAAAAUAUUCUUUUGUUAUUGAUUACAAAACCACAUCUUCAUUAGAAAUAUUAUUUAUAAUCUUUUGUGUUAUAUAUUUCUUCUAAAUCGACCUACAUUCAUUCAAUAUUCAUUUGCAAUGAAAAUUUAAGCUAUGUUAGUAUAAUUUUCAUGUAUAGAGAUCUUAUCUGAAAGAAUUAUUAAAUAUAAAUAUUGUUCUACUCCUUGAUUAGAAUAGUAAUCUUAUAAUGAGUUGGGAAAUGUUAAAAUUAUACUAAGUGUAAUUAAAUAGUAUGAAUAUCAAUUAGCUGCAUAAUUAUUCAUAUAUGAUUAUGAAAGUUUUGAUUUAUUACUUAAUUGACUGAGAAUGUUUCCAAAAUAUAAAUGUUAUGUGUAUCAUAUCUUGCACCGGCUGAAACUAAAUUUAAAAUAUUUGUGCUAAAAAUAUUCUAUAUCUCUUUGUGAAAACUACUAUAUUGUGAAUGUAAUGAUAAUGUUUGUUGAUAUUUUAUGUCUCUUAUCAAUUACAGUAUUUAAUAAUUUUUAGUGACACAGCUUCUCUCAUUUUGUUUUAAUUUAAUUUUUGUUUGUCUUGUAACUAAUGUGUCAAAUUUCAUCAAAACUUAAAUAAAAAUAUUAAUAUUUUUUUAUGUGUUUUAAGUUGAUUUGAUUUUUGUUCAUUAGUUUUUUUUUUAUGUAGAUAUCUCAUCUAACCAAUUUCCAUACAAGCAAAUAUUUAUUGCAGGUUUUUCUGAUAAUUUGAAUUUGUGGUAAUGAAAACUUUUCUUUAUUGCCUAGUGCCUUCAGAUUUAGUGGCUUUCAUAAAAUUAUAUAUUUUAAAUAAAAUAUACUUAAUAGAAUAUUUACAAAAAUAUUAAAUAUUUUAAAUUGUUAAUAAAUAUAAUGUGUAUUCACUGUUUUUAGAAUUAAGACUUUUAUAAAUAGUUAUCUUCACACUUAACUAUAAUAAUAAUUUUCAGUUUUUUUUUUUUUUUUUCUUAUAUUUAAUUUUAAUAGAAAUUUCAUAAAAUGUGCAUGUUUAAUCCUGAAACCUUUGAAAUUUUGUGAGAUAAUUCAUGCAACUUCUUUUAAUUUAUAUUUUUUUUCUUAUGCAUGUUGAUAAGCAAUUUCAAAUUAUUUAGUAUGCCCUAUAUAAAACAUCUAGUCGUUGAUGUCUUCUGUCAUAGCAAAUUUUCUAUAUCAUCUAUGAAGUUUGCUUUUUCCCAGACAGAAUUUCCUAGUUAUUAAUUUAUUAGCUGACAAACUGAAACAAUUUCUGAAAUUUUACAAAUAUUUUAUUUCAGCCAGAUAUUCUUGUAAAAUGUGUAACAUUGAGUACAAAAAUUCCUUUCUUUAAUUUUUGCUUAACAAUCGAUGCAUUUGUAUUUUGACAGCAAUAAAAUGCUUUGGUAAAAUAUUGGUAUAAAUGAUAAAUAGAUGAAAUAAUUGAUUUAUUAAAACUGUGUCUUUAAUUUUUUUUACUAAAACUAAAGAGUUAUUAUAAUAAAGAAAUUUAUAAAGAUGUAAAUUAUAUUUUUAAAAUAUUUAUAUCAUUUAUUAUUCUUGCUUGUGAAUUUUGAAACUUUUACUGCAUAUUUCAUGUACAAAUGUACUGUAAUGUAAUUUCUGAAUGCUCUAAUGUACUUGUAGGAUGUUCAAACCUGCACUAUUUUUUUAAUAAUAUUUCAAGUGAUUUAAGUGCCUGGUAUGACUUUUGUUGCCUUUCAUUGGAGCUUUAUGUGUCAAACAAUCAUGAAUAAAAUGCUUCAUUUCUAUUUUC
Molecule: messenger RNA, 6954 nt
Organism: Argiope bruennichi
Lineage: Eukaryota; Metazoa; Arthropoda; Arachnida; Araneae; Araneidae
Product: ATP-dependent translocase ABCB1-like
Exons: 29
Coding region: 354-4583 (1409 amino acids)
Biological process (GO): transmembrane transport
Cellular component (GO): membrane
Molecular function (GO): ABC-type transporter activity; ATP binding; ATP hydrolysis activity
Source: RefSeq, a predicted model, not a curated record